Messenger RNA from Pocillopora meandrina, 3592 nucleotides. The record is from the annotation of a GenBank genome assembly. Lineage: Eukaryota; Metazoa; Cnidaria; Anthozoa; Scleractinia; Pocilloporidae.
AUGUUAGUGAAAGAUCUUAAGUGGUACAGUCCCUUCGUGUUCUUUGUUGGUGCUAUUUUAAGUUUUGCUGAUCCCAUCACCGACAUACUCACACUGGUAGAAUUCUACCGCGCGGAUCACAAAACAUGGUUUGGUGUGGGGCUUACUUUUGUUUUAUUGCCAUGUUUUGUGUUUCAAGUAUUGUUCGUCCGGUUGCGUACCCAAUUAAUUGCUUCACCUUCUAAUUUGGCGAUGAAAACUGCUUUUUGUGCAUUACGUCCAUUUUCAGUAGCCUUUACGAUACUCGAAGUUUUUUUUUCUUUCUCAAGAAAUUGUUGUUUAAAUUAAGGUGAAGUCGACCGGGCCAGCUAUGAAAAAGCUGAAGAUGUAUUCACUCACAUUGAGUUUGCUGGGCUCUUUGAGGCAGUCCUUGAAUCCACUCCACAAUUUAUAAUUCAGUUGUACGCCAUUAGUCUUCGAGAGGAACCAGCUGCGAUUAUCCAAAUAAUUUCUCCACCUAUCUCUUGCCUCAUUCUGGCAUGGGCCGCUCACCAAGUAGCAUGGUACGAUAUCUCUCCUUUGAUGUUACGCGGGGGAUCCUUGUCAAUCUCGUCUUCUACAGUCAUCAACUGCACCAUAAUUGACCACUUGUUAUUUGAGAGAUUCGACAGUCAACUAAGCGAGUCCUUAGAUAGAGUUAAUGACACGAUCAGCACAAUACAGAGUAUCAGCGAAACGUCUCUGGCAGAGUAUCUUGCCUAUGCCGCAUGUGCACUGUCCGUCAUUAACCUCGUUGUGUUUUGUGUUACUUUCCGCUGUGUCUUCAGGAUGUUUCGUCAUCAACCUAAACAUAAGCUGUCUAAGAAAAUCGAAGUACCUCACUACGAAAAACAUGCAACCAAUAAUUAAUUGGUAACAAAUUAUGAUAUUUACAAUAACAACAGUAAUAAUAACCAUAGGAAUAGCAAUGAUAACUUAAAGGAGCUGGCUCAAGAACUUCACUGUUCCUGUAUCCUUAAAGCACCUGCUUCUUUUGAUUUUGCCUGUUAAUUACGAAUGAUUUUCUUAUUUCAUAACAAUUCCGUUUUUGCAAAAACAAAACGUUCUAGGAUAUUCAGUUAUUCCGUGUUUACAGAUAUACUGCAAUUUCCCCAUUUCGCCAUUCUUCCCUUCUAUUAUAUUGUCAAAUAAUAGGAAAAGGAGGAGAAGUCUGGAAACGAAACUUUUUGCCGCUAAGUCUAACGUUUGAAUCACGUGAUAAAUAAUUCGUACACGAAACUGAUGCCUGGAAGAUCAAUUUCGCCAUGUUGUUAGUAGCAAAUUUCCAAAUCGGAGAUGAUCUAUCUUUCUCGGGUGUCACGGGGUAAUUAACUUUCCCAGAGUGUUUGAGAUAUGCGUUUUUCCCACAAUCCCUUUUACAAGAAGACAGACUACGUACUAAAAAGCAACAGUCUCAUUGUAUUACUUCAACAAAAAGGUUGGACGGUACACGGCUGUUGGGAAAAUUUUCACUUUGUUUUCGUUUUCUCACUUACUUGUCAUUGUGCACUUUUUUUUUGCUCUUCGGUAUUUUGUUAAUUACGCUACUUUGUUAGAAGCUGUAUGUAAAUUUGGUUAUAUAGUUUGUUGUCUCGCCACUUUCUUUUUACCAGAGAUUUUUUCGUGUCUAUCCGUGAAACAGUGUUCGUGGCAAUAGAUAUUUCCUUUUUCUCGGUUUCCCAAACCACCAACCCCAGUUAUCCUCAGAAUUUAGUAAGCGGCUUCAUUUUCAUCGUUCCUUUAAUUUCGUUUUGCAGUGGCCUUUAGGUAGUUUGUCUGUAUUGUAAUUAUUAUUUUUUCGCUCUUGUAGGAAUUUACUUUUUUAACGUUAUAAUAAAACAUUUCUUGAGGCAUCGUGUUGUGUUUUCUUCGAAUUGGCUCUUGCCUGUUCAACGGCUGUGCCUCGAACAAGAAAAAAAGAAGUUUACGUCCAUCCUCAGCCCAUUAAUUGAACAUUCAGUGUGCUCACUUUUUCAUGAGCAGCCUACUCGAAUGGCAUAAGUCGAGAGGGAAGAGAAUAAAAAGCAAGCAUUUUGAUAAGUUAGAAAUAGUGAAAAUAAUUAGGGAAUAUUUGUUAUUUACAUUUACAUUUAACAGAUAACUAAAACAUUACGCUUGUUUCGUAUUUAAAUGUUGUUCGAUAGUUCUAAUUUAUUGAGUGAUGUUGACAUUAAACGUGUUCGUGAGGUAAAUUUCUCACAUUUAAGGAAUAUGGUGCUUUGCCUCAAAGAAUGCGGCGAAGCAGAAAGUUUGGAUCACCUUGAAUGACCCUGAUGAUAUCUUGAGACAUUGUGUGAGUACAGCACUUAAAAUGUUUAUUUCAUAUUAUUACUGACAGACUUUUAAUGAUAAAGUCAGUUUACCGGAUUGAAUUUGAUAUUCGUUUGAGCCCAUUUUUCCAGUUGUGGGAUUUUACUUGUAAAAACAGUUGAAUACUCUAGUCAGAGUAAUUAAGCACUUACCAGGCGAUUCUUUAGAAGCUAAAUGCAAUUACCUACCGUUAAACAACUAAUAGUGACCUGAAUAUACUUAUGAAGAAUUUUUAGACUCAGGAAGUUUUGAUUUUAUCAUGGACACUCCAGCUCUCCCAGAUUGUGCCAUGGUCAGAAAAAACAACCUGAGAACCAAUCAGUUUCCAUUAUCUCGUGUAUUACACUGAAAUUGAUACAGACGACAAACUAUUUUCAAUGAUUUUUAGUGUCAAAACAGACUAAAGCAAAGGAAGCUUUGCAGUUUUUCGGUCGAAAGCUUAGCACGAAAGCCUCAGACUAACAGCGCAGCAACCUAUUUCAGUAACUGAGCUUGUGUCAAUACAAGCCGACUUACUAAACGGACAAACGAAAAGUCCGUCGACAUGGAAGUGAAAGAUCUUAAGUGGUACAGUCCUUUCAUGUACUUUGUUAGAGCUAUUUUAAGUUUUUCUGAUCCCAUAACCGACAUACCCACGCUGGUGGAAUUCUACUGUGUGGGUCACAAAACAUGGUUUGGUGUGGGGCUUAAGAAAUGGUGGUCUAGAGAUGAAAUCGACCCGGACAGGUCUGAAGAAGCUGAAGAUGUACUCAGUCACAUUGAGGCAGUACUUGAAUCCGCCCCACAAUUUAUCGUUCAGUUGUACGCCAUCAGUGUUUAGGAGGAACCAUCUGCAAUGAUCCAAAUCAUUUCUCUACCUAUCUCUUUCCUCACUCUUGCAGAGGCCUUCACAGCCACCGAUAAGAGGUCUCUUGCCGAGUGCAAAAAAAUACCAAGUAGCGGUGACCUGAAUGUUACAUUACAAUUAGCAUUGUAUGUGACUCACUUAAUUUUCCUUAGCAGUCGACUGUUCGCCAUCUGUUAUUUCACUGUCAGCUACAAGUGGUGGGUCAUUGGGGUGUUAAUUUUUCAUUCUUGUGUGGUAGUAAUAGCGACUGUUAUUCGGAAUGAAGAAGAAGUUCAUUGCGGCGUCUACUACGUUUUCUUAAGUAUAUUGUUUCUGGACAUUCACUGUCUAAGAGAUGACUAUGUAGAAUUAUCGAUGGGUGUAGAUGUAACUGAUUUAACCAUGAGCGUGUUUUUCUCAUAUUUUUUUUUGUAUUAG